AUGCAAAAAGCAUUUGGAAGAUUUAUUUUUGCCUUAUUAAUAUUCUUUUCAACUGUUAUUAUCAUAAGCAAAUUGGAUGAUGGUACUGCAGUGUGUAAUCAAUAUUAUGAAAAUGAUAUUUCACGAUUUUAUAUAUAUAAAGAUUAUUGUGUGUUGCCUUAUGUGAGCCAUAGCGAUAUGGAAAAUAAUGUGAAUAUAUUUGAAAGGAUUACGCUAGUUUUACAGAUCAGCUACAACUAUUUGAAUGAUAAUAUUUUGGAACAGCUUGAAUCAUGGGAUGGUCCAGUGACAUUCAUGGUAGCAAUACCAUCAGUACAGGUUUAUAAGACGAUAGAAAACAUUAAAAAAACGUUGUCACACUUUCCUUCUCACGUGCUCUAUAAAUUAAGUGCUCACGUGUUAUUCCGGUCUAAAUAUGGAUGCAAAAAAGAUUUAAUUGAUAAAUUGAAUGAAACAAACAGCGGAUGGCGAUAUCCUAUUAAUGUAGCACGGAAUGUAGCAAGGAUGUUUGUGAAAUCAAAAUAUAUAUUAAUCAGCGAUUCGGAAUUUAUUUUUCCUGAAAAAUUUGAAUCCAGAAUGUGUGCACUUGCACAAAAUCAAUUGACGCGCAAUCCAAAAACAGCACUUGUUGUACGAAUAUUUGAAGUAAACGAUACCAUUAAGCAAAUGCCACGUAAUAAAUCAGAACUACGAGAAUUAUUUUUCAAAGGAUUAGCAGUAGAAUUUCAUGUUCGGUACAAUAUGAAAGAACAUACCAUUCCACAUUUGGAUCAGUGGUUUAAUAAACAAGAGAACAAACAGGAAGUCAAUAUAAAUUCUAUUUUAAAAUUCUCACGACGUGGUUGGGAACCCCAGUUUGUUUCCCUUAAUACCAUACCAUUGCAUGAUGAAAAUUUCCCAUUUUCAUUGCGUGAUAAUACAGUUCUUCGUUGGGAAAUGUGCCGUCAAAACUAUACAUUUGCAUUGGUGAAUGAUUUAUUUAUGGUACAUCGUGGCAUCAAAACAGUAAAAGAUCUACCACUUACCAAGAAACGUCAAAAGCAUUCUCGAGCGCAAUUUAACAUAGCAAUAAAACUUUUCAAACAACGCAUGGAUCAUCAGUAUCCUGAAACUAAGAAACUCUGCCCCGAAUUUGGUGCUUAG
Molecule: messenger RNA, 1143 nt
Organism: Brugia pahangi
Lineage: Eukaryota; Metazoa; Nematoda; Chromadorea; Rhabditida; Onchocercidae
Source: the annotation of a GenBank genome assembly